AGGACUUUUAUUAUACAGAUUUUCAUGUCUGGGUGACGGGUCCACUUUAACUUCAUUUGGGAAUUUUGAUAUUGAAUAUGAAUGAAUGACAUAAAUAGUACCAAGGGCCAACUGGUGAUUUGUCAGAAAAUGAUUUAAGAAUGCACAAAAAUUUCUUAGCCCACUGGAAGGUGUGACUUUUAUCAAGUAAAUAGUUAAAGUAAGAGAUUUCAAACUUUUCACACAUACUGUAUUGCUUUAUUGUAAGAAUCAACCUUUCAGCUGGUGAUCUACCAAAACAUUAGUCCUUGAAGUGCUUUUGAUAUUUUAUGUCCUGUGAUUUGUAGAUCUUUUAUUCAUAGAUAAUUAUUUACAUGUGGGCUGUACCCAGUGACCAAGGCUGCUUCUGUCACGAGGUAGGGAGAAAACUUUCAUUUGUAUAGGAUUUGUAAGGGGCCAAACUGGUUACCCCAAAAAGGAAAAAACAGGUAGGUUAACAGAUCUGGGUCAAUAGUCCCUCCAAGGUGUGCGCUUGUGCACGUGCACACAUUUUGAGGCCAGCACACACCUGUGCCACCACAUUAUUUUGGUGUGCAAUAUUGUGAGAAAACUAAAUUUUGCAUUUAUUCUGGCCUGCACACACAGUUUUAAAAAAUGUGCACACAAGUUUAAAAUGUUUAAAAAUACUUUAGCAGAGAAGGAAUUAGAAAGAACAUUGGUCUGAGUGUAUAUUUAGUAUGCACAGAUAACCUAAGCAUUGAAAUACUCACAGUCCUUUAUCCAAAUCCACAUGCUGGUUUGACUACUUUGUGAUGGCUCUACACAAUUUUUGAAGAGGCAUCCUUCCUCUAAAACAAACAAGCUCCAAAGCGCUGAUGCUGAGUAAGGCAUUAUGAGCAGGUCCUGGAACAGGUACGGGGUAAAUGCAACAGUUGACAUAUUUUUUACUUGUAAGUGACACAUAGGAAAGAAGUUUUUUCUUCCAAAAUAGUGAUUUAGUUUGCAAUCUUGAGUUAAGAGGUAUUAUUUAUGUUUUAAACAUUAUAGAUAGAUCACUUGAUCUGUGUUGGCAAACUAUAUGCCAAAGUUCAAUAAAACAAAUCCAGUCAGACAGUAAACAAGAAAUUAGUAAAUGAUUAAGAAGGAGAAAAAGCAUACUAACUGCUUUACAGAAUGUGGAUAUAUUAUUGUAAUUAUCAGUCUGGUAGACACAGUUACAAGAUGAAAUUGUGGAAAAGAUUACAUAUGUUGGAAGAGAGAAGACAAAAUUGCAGAAGAGCAACAAGAACAUUGGAUGAAAAAGUAAAAAAGAAAAGAAAAAAUGUUGAAGAAAAUAAAGAUGAUGGCACAAAUAAAAAACCAAAGAGGGCAAAUUAUUUUGUAUCGCUCCCGAUUUUAAACCCUAAGAUUCUUGGUAACAUUAGUACAUUUCAAGAUGCUGUGUUGAAGAAGGAGCCGAAACUGUCCAGAGCUAUGGUACCAAAGGGCUCAUUCCAUCUUACUCUCUUUGUUACACAUUUAGCUACUGAAGAGGAGCUGAGUUUAGCAGCAAGUUCAUUUUUGGAAAUCAAAAGACCAGUAGAAGAAAUCUUACAGGGAAAUCCCUUGAUUUUAUCAUUUCGAGGAGUGACUGAAUUUAGAAAUGAAGUUGUGUUUGGAAAAAUAACAGAGGGUGAUUCCCAAGCUACACUGAAAAAAAUAAGCGAGACGAUAGAGAGGAUAUUUAAGGAAAAGGGUAUUAUUGCAUUCGGAUACAAAGGAUUUGUGCCCCAUUUAACUUUCAUAAAGCUAUCAAGAGCACCAAAGCUACGUAAGCAGGGACUGAAAAAAAUUCAUGCUAGUCUUUAUGAAGACUUUAAAGAGCAUAACUUUGGAGAUGAGUUAAUGGUUCGACUGGAUCUCUGCUCCAUGUUAAAGAAACGACAGGAAAAUGGCUACUACUAUACUGAAGCCUCUGUUAACUUUGCUAAUCAUGAUAGUGGAGAUAGUGAGGCGGUAGAGAAAGCUUCAUCCACUGAGAUUGGUGCAGGCAAGCUUAUGCAGUCUGAACAUCAUUCAACAGGGGAUUCCAUGUUUCUGUCAGAAUCAAUUGGUUCACCUAGCAAAAAUUCUCUUGUCGGUGACAUGGAUGGGAGUCUUGUUGAAAACUCAGAAUCCUGUAACAAAAAUGACAACAUGGAGAUAAUGCAGUUAAGCACUCACAUAAAAUCCCCUGUCUUAGGAGAAGGAGCACAGAAGCAAGGAGAAGCAAACUCUUUAUUCACAAAGCAAGCUGUUAAUGUCAUACACUUCAGUGACACUAGCCCAGAACAAAAAGCUAAAGUUAAAAAGAAAACUCUCUGUGGUCGAGCCAAAGAUAUGGGUCGAAUCAACACUCAACAGAUGUCUAGGCAGGAUUUAAAAGAGGCAUCGUUUGCUGAUCUGGUUUCUUUACAAAAACAAAGAAUGCAAGUUGAGCAAGAGCAAAGGGAACAAAAUGAGGAGAGCAUGUGCCUUCUAUUUGACAGAUUAACAAUGAUCCAAGAACAGCAAACGUACACAAAUAAAAACCUGAAAGGGGUAAACCAGAAGCUGUCUUUUAUUUCCAAACAACUUGGCCAGAUUGUGCAGCUUCUUCAACCAUCAGCAGGCAUCUCCACUUCCUCACAGCCCCAACCAUUACAGGUUGCAUCUAUUGGCAAAGACUCAGAAGAACAACCUACAUUGAAAGCAGAUUCUAUCAAAGAGGACAUGCAUCCUGAGGAUACUUAAAGAGAACAGGGAAAGUAAAAGUACCUGCUGAAACCAUAGAUUGGUUGGCAAAAAUUGUUUCUUAUAUUUUAUAAUAUGUGUGACGUGGUAAUCAGAAUAAUACAGAUUAUUAUAGCUCCUGUUUAAGGCACCUCUUUUUAUGGUGAAUCAAAUAGUUGUGGCUGUCUGGGAAAUAAUGAAGUUCAUUUUUUUUCUUUUAUCUAUUACCAAAAUUUGGUUGGUUGCAUGGCCAAAACCCAUAUUAUAUAAUAUUAUAUACAGUAUAUUACUUUAUAUGGAAAGUAAAAGCCAAAUUCAGUUUUGCUUUGAUUUUAUUUCAAUGAGAGCAAUUGUUUAUUCUGUGGAUUAGCAGGUACAAUAGUGCUACUCAUACAAUAUCUGCUGACUGACCGUAAUCAUUACUCACUGUUAGUUGGGCAAAGGUCAUCUACUUACUUUCCACUGGAAAUAAAGUAAAAUUUGAAUCCAAAUCUAUAUCUGGGGAUUUCCAGCUGUCCAUCAAUGGUGUCGUACUGUGCCUUUGAAGACAUAAAGGGGACAUUUACCCAAAAUUAUUCUUCAUCAGGUAGAUGGAAGUACAGCAUUAAGGCUGAGGCUUAUUUACUAAAAUCAGAAUUUAUCUAAUUAGUUUAAUUUAAAAAAACUCAACCAAACUCCCUUUUCAGGUUUUUGCCUUAUUUAUUAAUAAAAUAACUCAAAUAAAUUGGAUGGGUAAAAAACUUGAUAAAAUUGUGCGAAAACCCGAAUUGUACAAUUUUAUGGAAUUUUCUCCUGAAUCGUUAUUUUUUUCGUGUUUUUGCCUGAAAACCACAAAAUUAUCGGGCUAAACCCCACAAUAUCUUCAAAUUGGGAUAGGGACAUCUGCCAUUGACUUAUACAUAACCUCAACAGGUCUGAGAUGGCAGAUUUUUGCGUUUGCUUUUUGUUGCAUGGGGGUAUAAUAAUAAUAAUAAUAAUAAUAUAACAAAGUUUGGUUUUUUUUUUUAUUCCAUGAAAAAUUCAAGUUUUUGCCCCAAAAAACCCAACCAGAUGAAAUUGAAUCUUAGUAAAAUAACCUCUUAUGACAUUGCUCGUUUGUAGAAAUCAGUUAAUGUAACCUUGACGUAAACAUUUGUUAGAUUCACAUAACUGUGUAGAAUUUUUGUAAUCAAAUAUAAGGUUUUGUGAUGAGAAAAUGUGUAACAAAUCUAAUUAGAGAAAAUGUUGAGUUUUUUUUGUAAGUUUUUUUCCAAACAUAAUAGAAAAUCAUCUGAAUGAUGAUUAGUUGUAUAGGUUUGACCUGCCUAUGUUGAAAAUGAUGAAUUGUAUGGUAUGUAUUACUUUGCAAGUUAUAUCAAUUAUAUGUAGUUGAUCUAAGGUAUUUUAAUAAAGGCAUAUACCGAUUGUAUAUGUCAUACAAUAAAAGAUGAUUAUCUUCUACUGCAUUAUAAUUGCAGGAGAACUAACCAUGUAUCAAAAUAUCAGAAAUAAAAGUCUAGAUCACAGCAUAGAUUACACCGUUUGUCAAAUUAAACUCAGAUAGAAAACAGUAAAUUUAUUAUUCCAAAACA
Messenger RNA from Xenopus laevis (African clawed frog), 4280 nucleotides. It is a transcript of the gene akap7.L, whose product is annotated as A-kinase anchoring protein 7 L homeolog. The transcript is spliced from 8 exons. Lineage: Eukaryota; Metazoa; Chordata; Amphibia; Anura; Pipidae. The record is from RefSeq and is a predicted model, not a curated record. Gene Ontology annotation, cellular component: cytosol. The coding region runs from base 1153 to 2730 and encodes 525 amino acids. Gene Ontology annotation, molecular function: protein kinase A regulatory subunit binding.